Molecule: messenger RNA, 324 nt
Organism: Pseudogymnoascus destructans
Lineage: Eukaryota; Fungi; Ascomycota; Leotiomycetes; Thelebolales; Thelebolaceae
Exons: 3
Coding region: 1-324 (107 amino acids)
Source: RefSeq, a predicted model, not a curated record
AUGGAAGUAGGAACAUCGAUGUGUUUCGCACAAGAAUGGUUUGUUUCCACUGGAGAUCUCGCGAGUAGCGUAUUCAUAUGCACAAUUGCCGUGCACACAUUCUUCGCCGUCGUGAAGGACUAUAGAUUGUCACAUGGAGGGCGUGGUCGCGAGAUAGCGGCAUGGAUACGGCCUGUGGUGAGGGAGUUGUGCGCGAAGAUGGAAGCGAGGGGCGCGACGGCACAUGUGCUUGCGGGUGUGGGGAGUGUGCUGACGCUGCCGACGCCGAAACCGAAAAAGGGGGAAGGGAAGGAGAAGGAGCAAGCGCAUGUGCUGGAUCAAUGA